GGAAAACACCCAGACAUCAAUCGAAAAAAUGACGUCGCGAGUCGUCACCAUCUUUUGAGAAUACACGCAUUUUAUUUUUUGUUUAGCAAAAGACGGUGGCGACGGAACACUCCUAUAAUAAGCGUUUUGUUGACGAUAUCUUUGUGUUGUUGUGUUUUCCUGGACAAUAAUAUACACAGAAAUGGGUGACGAAAUGGAUCCUUGCGAGUGCAUCUGGAACCACGAAUUGGCAAUGCGGCGACUGAUCUCUCUGCUUCGUCAAGGACAAUCCUACUGCACGGACACAGAAUGCCUGGACGAGAUGAGCGGAUUGCCACAGCCCGAGUCGGCAGGCAACAGCUUCCUGGUGAUGUUUGCGAUGAUGGCGCUCGCCGUCGCUAUGUACAUGCUGCGCCCGCGGCGCCGCCAGUUGCCCGAAGCCAACAAGCCUCCGCGCAACUCACAGGAUCACGACGGAGCUCCGCCGACGCCGCCUAGAAUUUAAUCGUGGACGGGACCGGACAGCGACCUAUUUCAUAUAAAAUAUUAACCUAAAAGGUUCCACUUAAAAGUCCUAAUAUCUGCUAAUUAUUUUAUAUGAAACGGGCUCGAAAUAACCGACGACCAUGCCGCGAUCACAGUAAAGGGCUAAGAUCCGAGCGUUUUGACUGUGUCUUUUAUUUCCUAACCGUCAUAUUGGCGUAACUUAGGGUUAGUACAUACAGACUAUCUUGGUAGGGCUAUUAAAGUCACACAAUAAACACAUUGGCAGCCAAAAACGCCGAACAUUGACCCUAACUGAACCGCUAUGUAUAAUAAAAUAUAUAUUCAUGUAAGACCUCAAAAGGUCGAUAAUUCCCUUUAAAAAUAAAUAGAUCUAACUUCCGUAAAUGUUUAACCAGCCUAACUAAAAUGUUAAAUACAUUCAACAGUUUCAUUCCAUUAUAGAUUGUAUUUAUGUUAGACUUCAUGAUUUCCUGACAUUUUUAGUUUAAUAUAGCAAAAUCUCGAAUCUUCUGACUCUAUGUAAAGAAGUACCUAAACUCAUUAAUUGUGAUGAGUUUUAAUAAUAAAUUUGACAAUGUUUUAUGUCGAUCUGACAAAUUUUAAACACCAGAAAGUUUUAGUCGCGUCUAAAUUUUAAAGGCAAAGUUAAAUCAAGUUAUGUAAAACCGUUAACAACGGAGUUGUGAUACAAUGUCUCAAAACAAAUGCGAAGAUGCUUGCAAGGAAUUCAGGGAAUCUUGCCAAUUUCAGGUGCUUCAUUCUUCUUCUAAAACCACCAGAAGUGUUGACUUACCUUGUUAGUAAACAGCUAAAUUAUUACGUAAGUCUGGACUUUAAGGUGUAUUUUUACAUGCACUCGUGUUUAAAAGUUCUCCGUCUCCUUGCAAUGAUACGUGCAAUUUAUAUGUAUGAAAAAAUAGGUAAAUGCUGGAAUCGCUACGAGGAUCAGCACCACUCUUAUUACAAUGAUUUUCGCAAGAAAACACGAAGAGCGCGCGCAUUAGCUUGCUCGUUGUAUAUUUUAUUUAGGUCUGACUUAUAUGUAGAAUAUAAGACGAAUACCUAUACUAUAUGUUUAAAAAGAUUUAAGUGAUCAUAUCUGUAUUCAGAUAAUAUUUAAUCUAUUUUAAUUUGAUUGAAUGCACUAUUUUAUUUUAAAUUAUGAAAAUAUAAUGCUUAGUUAUAUUGGGUGGGUUUUGUUUCUUUAUCACUAUUGCUAAUAAUGUCAAGACACCGAUGGAGAUUUUUAUUGAUAUUAUGAAAAAAUAAAUAAAACAACUACAA
Molecule: messenger RNA, 1770 nt
Organism: Cydia pomonella (codling moth)
Lineage: Eukaryota; Metazoa; Arthropoda; Insecta; Lepidoptera; Tortricidae
Product: small integral membrane protein 14
Exons: 4
Coding region: 182-484 (100 amino acids)
Cellular component (GO): endoplasmic reticulum
Source: RefSeq, a predicted model, not a curated record